This is a messenger RNA of Octopus sinensis (East Asian common octopus), 1751 nucleotides long. RefSeq names its product zinc finger protein 271-like. NCBI's taxonomy places the organism in Eukaryota, Metazoa, Mollusca, Cephalopoda, Octopoda, Octopodidae. The coding region runs from base 1 to 1464 and encodes 487 amino acids. The record is from RefSeq and is a predicted model, not a curated record. The transcript has 4 exons.
AUGUGUCGUAUUAACACAGCUUUGUUUGGUAACAUAGACAUCACUUCUCCUCUGCCUCCUUCUGUACAUUCUAGUGACAUUGUUAGACACAAACGUACACAUACAGGAGAGAAACCAUAUCAUUGUGAUAUCUGUGGUAAAUCAUUUUCUUACAGUAGUGUCAUUGUUAGACAUAAACGUACACAUACGGGAGAGAAGCCAUAUCAUUGUGAGAUCUGUGGUAAAUCAUUCUCUUGUAAUAGUUAUUUGGUUACUCACAAUCGCAUUCAUACUGGUGAGAAACCUUAUCAUUGUGAUAUCUGUGGUAAAUCAUUCUCUCGUAAUAGUUAUUUGGUUACUCACAAUCGCAUUCAUACUGGUGAGAAACCUUAUCAUUGUGAUAUCUGUGGUAAAUCAUUCUUUGAACCUAAUGUUUUAACUAACCAUAAGAAGAUUCAUACUGGUGAAAAACCAUAUCAGUGUGAUAUCUGUGGUAAAUCAUUCUCUUGUAAUAGUAAUUUGGUUGAUCACAAUCGCAGUCAUUCUGGUGAGAAACCUUAUCAUUGUGAUAUCUGUGGUAAAUCAUUCUCUAAAAAUAUUAACUUACGAAGUCACAAACGUAUUCAUACAGGAGAGAAACCAUAUCAUUGUGAGAUCUGUGGUAAAUCAUUCUCUUAUAAUUGUAAUUUGGUUACUCACAAUCGCAUUCAUACAGGAGAGAAGCCAUAUCAUUGUGAUAUCUGUGGUAAAUCAUUCUUAGAAAAUAGUGCCUUACGAAGACACAAACGUAUUCAUACAGGAGAGAGGCCAUACCAAUGCGAUAUCUGUGGUAAAUCAUUCUUUGAAAAUAGUGAUUUGGUUACUCACAAUCGCAUUCAUACAGGAGAGAAGCCAUAUCAUUGUGAUAUCUGUGGUAAAUCAUUCAUUGAAAAUAGUGCCUUACGAAGACACAAACGUAUUCAUACAGGAGAGAGGCCAUAUCAUUGUGAUAUCUGUGGUAAAUCAUUCUCUCAAAGUCAUCACUUGACUAAUCACAAGCCUACACAUACUGGUGAGAAACCUUAUCAUUGUGAUAUCUGUGAUAAAUCAUUCUGUCGUAGUCGCGGCUUGGUUAUACACAAACGUACACAUACAGGAGAAAAACCAUAUCGUUGCGAUAUCUGUGGUAAAUCAUUCUCUUGUAAAAGUCAUUUGGUUGAUCACAUACGUACACAUACUGGUGAGAAACCUUAUCACUGUGAUAUUUGUGGUAAGUCAUUCUCUCAUAAUAGUCAAUUGACUAGGCACAGACUUACUCAUACAGGAGAGAGACCAUAUCACUGUGAUAUCUGUGAUAAAUCAUUCUCUCUUAAUAGUCAUUUCGUUACUCACAAUCGUAUUCAUACUGGUGAGAAACCUUAUCAUUGUGAGAUCUGUGGUGAGUCAUUUUCUCAAAGGCAUCAGUUGAAUAGACACACACAUACACAUGGAGUAGAGAAGCCAUAACCUUGCAUUAGUUGUUGUAAUUCAUUUUUUGGAAAUGGUGUUGUAACUACACACGAAAAUCUUCAUACCAGACACAACCUAUAUAAUGGUCAUGUCUGUGUUAAAGCAUUCUCUCAUAGACUUAACUUAACUGUCCAUGAACGAAUCCCUAUAUGAGAGUAGCCAUGUCAGUGUGACAUGUGUGGCAAAUGAUUCUCUCGAAAAAGCCACAUGCAUAAACAUGUGGCUAUUCACAGAGACGUGUUACUGUCUCAAUGUCAAAAUUUAUUAAGUCAUAACAAUAAUUA